AUGAUUGCUUUCCGGCAAAAACUGUUAAACUUGAUCAAGAGUUUCAGAAGACAAUGGCCUUUGUUUUCAAACUCUGAGAGGACUACUGUAUGUGGAGCAGACUGCAUGCUGAUGGCAUUACAGUUGUCAAUGGCUGAAGUCAAUAAACAGCACUAUGGAGAUUUCACAGUGUCGCUUAGUGAUGUGUUGGAAACUUGGAAAUAUUUGUUACAUGACAAACUGGGAUUAUCAUAUGAAAACAUGAAAGAACCUGAAAAUUAUCUGGACAUAAAAAAAGCCUAUCAUGCCUUCUUAGCAAGAAGCAAUAUGUUAGAUCUAAUAGACAUAUAUCAGAAGUGCUAUGAUCUUGGACUAGUAUCUGAAGAUGAAAGCAUAGCCCCUGUUCAACUAUUGGAAUUUUUUUCUGACAUAAUGAAUGUACAAGCAAAUAAUGGUUCUGUUCUUUCUACUCCUUCUACCCCAGUCAAGAGGCAGGGCCAGGAGAAUGUGAAGGUGAAAAUCCUGGCAAAGAAGUGUGUUUGUUCCUACUUAAGCCUGUUGGUGAAUUCUAAGGAUGAUCUGGCAUUGGCUCAUAUUCUAAAUGUUCCUGACAGAGGACUUGGUAGAGAAGCCUUCACUAACCUAAAACAUGCCUCACAGAAGAGAAAAAUGUCCACAUUCCUGAUGGCAACAUCUUUUAUCCGAACUGUAGAACUUGGAGGAAGAGGCUGUGCAUCUUCCUUAUUCGAUCCUUUAAGAAUCCAUGUAAAGGGGCUUUCGGACUUUGUAAAUUUUGUUGACAAACUGCAAGAAAUUGUUGGUGAAAUCUUAAAUCCAAGAAUUGCAGGGGGGCGAAUUAUGUCAACAGUGAAGAUGCAUUUGAUAAAAGGCCGAAGCAAUGGGGAUCCUUUCUGUCAGGCAGUAGAGGAAGUUGUACAAGAUUUGGAUUUGAAGAUUAAAAAUAUUGUCGAUUCACAACAUGAAGUCUUGACUGACAGCACUACUGGAGUGAGUCCAGCACGGCCAAAAUUGCAUUCCAUAAAUCGUGGCACUGCGUAUUGUGGCAGAGAUACUGUAAAGGUCUUACUAGUUCUUCUGGAUGACGAAGCUGUCAAUCCUCCUACUCAGAACAAAGCAGAACUAUUAUAUGACGAUGAAAGCUUAAAUUUGUUUGGAAUCACCUCUGUUAUGACUCUCUUCAGAUCUCCAGCACAAUCCAAUGGAUCUUCUCCAAAACCUCUUAGACAACGUAUUCAGAAAUCUAUGGAUGAGAAGAAAAUGAAGGUGAAGCAAUCUUCAAUCAAAUCUCAGUUUGCGUGUACAUAUAAAAAUGAUUUGAGUGAAAUAAAAAGUCAGCAUUUCCUCAGCAGUAACCAAAUUCCAACCUGCCUACAUCCUGCACCAAAGCAAUGUCUAAAAGAUAGAUAUCUCACAGAAGGCAUGAAUUCAUGUCUUGAUGUACCAGUGCUUGGAACUAUUUCUGAAAAUGUUCACCACACUAGAAGUUAUACAGAAAUGGGAGAGCUGAGUUGUCAGCCAAGAAACAAGAACUCCGAGAAUGAACAGAUGGAUUUGAAUAAUGACAAAGUAAUCUGUGAUAAGGAAAGUGAACCAUCUUUGCAAAAAAAUGCCAAAAGACCUAAGACUUCAAACAACCCUCAGAAGGAAUUGGACAGCAAAAUCGAUGGAAAAAGAAAACACAGCAAAACUGCAAGCAAGAAAAAGUUGAUUGCUGGUCAGGCAAAAUUAACUCACUUUUUUAAACUAUAAGUUUUUGUUUUGACAUACAUAGUAUGUUCAGCAGUUGUAAAAUUUGUGAGAAAGGUUGAAAUUCAUAAAUUCCUUCCUUUCAUACUCAAAGUAGUGGAAGUAGUUUGUAUGUAAUAUUAGACAAAAUCUCAAGUCUGGAUUAUGCAGAGGUCUUUUAUUUU
Messenger RNA from Opisthocomus hoazin, 1910 nucleotides. The record is from RefSeq and is a predicted model, not a curated record. Lineage: Eukaryota; Metazoa; Chordata; Aves; Opisthocomiformes; Opisthocomidae.